Oncorhynchus masou masou (cherry salmon) is the source of this 1856-nucleotide messenger RNA. RefSeq lists its product as uncharacterized. The coding region runs from base 307 to 1260 and encodes 317 amino acids. The transcript is spliced from 4 exons. NCBI's taxonomy places the organism in Eukaryota, Metazoa, Chordata, Actinopteri, Salmoniformes, Salmonidae. The record is from RefSeq and is a predicted model, not a curated record.
UUGUGGCGUAACUGAACUGCGGAAUGUUUCCACACAUGCGCAUUUACACGUUGUCUGUGAGCUAGCAGGCUAGCAACUGGUUAUCAAUAUAUUUUGAAAUACGUUAUUGGAGCAGUUUUUAUUUUUUUGUUUGAUAGGGAAAUGGGAAUUCGUUAUAAUCUGUCACUAAGACGAAUCGUGUCUAUGUACGCCAUGGAUGUAUCGUGUCUGAUGUCGACCAGAAUGCUAACUACAGUUUACUAGCCGCUAGUUCGUUCUCAGUUCAUUCAUUGACGUCAUUUCAAGGAAAGCGUCCAUGAUUAUUUUAUGUGGCUAACCAGCUCGCUUACAAAAAUGUAUAUUUUGUUCACGAUUAUUACUUCAUUAGUUUGCUAUUUGAUUUUGAGAUGGAUGAAAAUGAAGAGGUAUUGCACGGACUUGAAAAGACUGGAUGGGAAAACAGUUGUCAUUACUGGUGGCAAUGCUGGCAUCGGCAAAGAGACGGCGGUUGCCUUGGCGAUGCGAGGUGCCCGUGUCAUCAUAGCUUGCCGUGACGUGGACAAGGCUGAGAAGGCGGUGAGGGAGAUCAAGAUCAGGGGUCACAACGUUAACGUCCAUCACAUGGAGUUGGAUUUGGCCAACAUGCGCUCCAUACAAGACUUCUGUAAGACCUUCCUUCAGAGAGAGAAGAGGUUGGACAUCCUCAUAAACAACGCAGCCAUGCCCAGCGUGCUGGACUGGACGGAGGACAACUUCAGCAUGUGUUUCGGUGUGAACCACCUCGGCCACUUCCUGUUGACCAACCUACUGUUGGGCCGCCUGAAGGAUUCGGCCCCCAGCCGCGUGGUCACGCUCACCUGCUCCAACUACAAGUACCAGAAGUUAGACUUCCAGGACCUCAACUAUAACCUGCUGCCCUUCUUCACCUACUGCCGUAGCAAGCUGGCCAACAUCUACUUCAGCCAGGAGCUGGGUAGAAUGAUGGAGGGCAAAGGAGUGACGACAUACGCUGUGCACCCUGGCUAUGUUCAGAGCAGUUGGACAGGUCACUACUCCAUCCUGUUCCGUAUGCUGGUGCAGGUGAUCAUGUUCAUGUUUUUCGUGCCGUGUGAGAUGGGCGCUCAGACCGUGGUCUACUGCGCCGUGUCGGACGAGGCUGCCAAGCACAGUGGGGGAUACUUCACCGACUGCCGGCCCGCCACGCUGAGACCUUUCGCCAGAGACGCCGGUGUGGCCAAAAAACUGUGGGAGGCCAGCGAGAGGCUGGUCAAACUGGCCUGAGAAAGGAUGAAGGCUUAGUAAGGCUUGUAAGAUGUUUUUAGCCUGGAAUACUCACUGAAUAUCACUCUGUUUUACUAUAGUUGAAAAAAACAACAACCAAUGGUUAAGGGGUAUGAUAUUCAGUUUUGGAUUUUUUUUCCAGGUUUGUUGAAAUUUUAAUGACUCAAAUAACAAAAAUACAUUCCCUCACACUGUUGGCUUGCAAUGUUUCACUGUUAUGAUUAAUUAAAGUUACUGACUGUUAAUGUGUUGAUCAAAGCAUUAAGAAGGUCAGUAGACCAACAUGUUAACGAUCAAAUUAUACUAUGAAGCUUUGCAAGAGAGAAAUGUGUGGGGAAAUUAUUUGGGUCAAACUAGCCUGAAAUUACUUAUUGUUUUUGUUAUUGUUUUUUAUAACCAUUGAAUUGUCUUCAGGGGACCUUAUUGUGAAAUAUGUCUGUGUUUCUUUUUUAUGAAUGGGGAAAGCAUUGUUUAACAUUUUUAUGGUUAGCCUUUUUAUUGCUGUCCUGAAACACUUGAAUGGUGAUGUGAAACAUGGCUGCUUUUUCUUCUGUUGCAAUAAAAUCUGUGGCAAUAAAAUCCUUUCUGAUAUCUUG